Messenger RNA from Vicia faba (fava bean), 1215 nucleotides. The record is from the annotation of a GenBank genome assembly. NCBI's taxonomy places the organism in Eukaryota, Viridiplantae, Streptophyta, Magnoliopsida, Fabales, Fabaceae.
AUGCCGCUGCCCUCAGAUGGGAUGGCAUCUCCAACCAAGAGAAUAAACCCUAACAUCACAGAUUCACUGCCACGGCCCUCAGAUGGGAUGGCAUCUCUCACCGAGAAAAAAAACCCUAACAUCCCCGAUUUAAUGGCCGCUCUUCCAUUCGAACUCAAAAUAGAAAUACUUUCUAGGCUACCCGUGAAACUCCUUCUCCAAUUAACAUGCAUCUGCAAAUCCUUGAAUUCUAUAAUAUUCAGUCCCAUUUUUGCCAGAAAGCAUCUUAGCAUGUCUACCACGCGCCGCCUCUACCUUUCAUCCUACCAAAAUCAGUUCAAUCUAAAGUCUUAUUCACUCCAAUCCAUCUUCACUGAUCUAACCACUAACUUCACUCAGCUAGGGUUUCCUUUCUACACUAGUAUAAGCAAUUCAUAUUACAUUGCUUGUUCGUGUGACGGAGUUCUCUGUCUUACUGACGAUUAUCAAUCUAUAGUUGUAUUGUGGAAUCCUUCUAUUAGAAAAUUCAAAAAAUUGCCCCAUUUUGAAGAAUACCCACAAGCGCUUAAAAAGCUUCGUGUAACCCAUGGAUUCGGCUAUGAUCAUGUUUCCGAUCAUUACAAAGUGGUUGUUGCUUACCAAUUUCAUAGUAUUCGUAGUGGUAUCCAUGAAGACACAACUAAAGUAAAGGCUCUUACUUUGGGUACCCAUGAUUGGAGAACCAUUCCUACGUUCCCAUUUGGUUCUAUAUUUGAUCAUGGAGCUGGAAAAUAUGUAAGCGGCACCAUUAAUUGGUUGGACUAUACUGAAAGUUAUUGGAUCGGUCAGCCUCAUCCUUUUAUUAUUUCUUUUGAUUUGGUUAAGGAGUCUUUUCAAAAGAUUCCCUUUCCUGACCAUGGAAGGAGAGACUGGUGUAACAUAACAUUGUUUGUGUGGAGGGAUUGCUUGAGUAUAAUUUUUGAUCAUGAUGUUUGGGUUAUGAACACAUAUGGAAUUCAAGAGUCUUGGAUUAAAUUGUUCAGUGUUUCUUUCUUGCAACAUCCGCGUAUGUCUUGUAUCUUAAGCAAGGCUUCAUAUAUAUGUGACGGUCAACUGCUGCUGGAGGUUAAGGAUAAGAAGAAACAGAAAAGGAAGUUGAUUGCUUACAAUUCCAAGAAUGGUGCUUUUAAGGUUACCAAGUUUUUAAGGUUACCAGAAGUCUGUGUUGAGAGUUUGUUAUCACCUGACAUUAUUUAG